AGCCCGUAUUCCAUCAAUAUGGCACCAUUAAUGCCGCUCCCGGUGUGUCUGAUAGAAAAUGUUGGGAGUAAUCUGGUGGUCAACCAAGAGGCUAAGAAAAUUCUCUCCAGGAUCUCUGAACCGGUGAUCGUCGUGUCCAUUGUAGGAAAAUACAGGACAGGAAAAUCCUUCUUGAUGAACCGGCUGGUGGGACGCAAUAAUGGUUUUCCGCUAGGAUCCAGUAUCCAGUCCAAGACUAAAGGGAUCUGGAUGUGGUGCGUUCCUCACCCUUGGAAACCUGGACAUGUUCUGGUUCUGCUGGACACAGAGGGACUAGGAGACGUGGAGAAGGGAGACUCCAAAAAUGACGCCUGGAUCUUCUGCCUGUCUGUGCUGCUGAGCAGCGCUCUGGUAUAUAACAGUAUCGGGACCAUCGAUCAGCAGGCGAUCGAGCAGUUACACUACGUAACUGAACUAACAGAGGUGAUAAAGCUGAAGUCCACCGAUACCAAAGAUAUGACUGCGGAACAUGAGAGGUUCCUUCCAUCAUUUACCUGGUGCGUCCGAGACUUCACCCUAUCGCUGGAGCGAGACGGCAAGGAGAUAACGGAAGAUGAAUAUCUGAUGAUGGGUCUAGAGCUCAAGACCGGAGAAAACUUCCAGCAGUACAAUCUUCCUCGUGAGUGCAUCCAAAGCUUCUUCCACUCUCACAAAUGCUUCGUAUUUGACCAACCAACCUCUACGAGAAACCUGCAUCUUCUGGACGAGCUGAAGGAGAGCGAACUAGAGGAGGAGUUUAUGGAGCAAGCAGCGAAAUUCUAUGAGCAUAUAAUGAGGAACAGCAGGGUGAAAGCUCUGACCGGGGGAAUAACAGUCACCGGGAAAAUGCUCGGUAAUCUUACAUCCUUGUAUGUGGACACCAUUCGGAGAGGAGAGAUUCCCAGCAUGGAGAAUGCGGUUCUGACUCUGGCCAAAAUUGAAAAUGCAGGAGCUUUACAAGACGCAAUGUCCAAAUAUGAACAUGAGAUGGAGAGACGUCUCCCGAGGUUCCCUAUCCAACAAUUUUUUUUAAUGAACCUGCAUUCUUUAUGUAUGGAGAAAGCCAUUAAAGUCUUUAAGGAACGAUCAGUGAAUGACCAGGACCAGACAUAUCUACAAGAGCUGAAGAAUCAAAUUGUCAAGAAAAAUAAAGAAUUUAUAAAAAUCAAUGAAGAUUUAUCCAGGGAGGUCUGUAAGAAUCUUCUCCAGACGCUCAGCCAGAUCAUGCAGAUUAGGCUCCAACAGGGAUGUUACUUCAGACGUGGAGGACACAUGGCUUUCUUGAUGGAUAAGCACAAUAUCCUAGAGAAUUAUCAGAGAACGCCUGGAAAGGGAGUAAAGUCUCAGGAGGUUCUGGAAGAUUUCAUACAUGAAAACCAGAACAUUGAAGCUGCCGUCCUCCAGGCAGAGGAGAAGAUCACUCAGGCAGAUCAGUGGUUAGCAGAGUCCCAUAACCAGGCCAUGUGGGCAGAGUGGUGGAGGCAGCAGUCCAUGAUCAGGCAGAGCGCCAAUCAUCAGCAGUUUAUAACCUCCCUCACAGGAGAGAUGGAGCAGAACAGAAUGAGGAUGGCUCAAGAAAAUAACUUCCUGAUGACUCAGCAACUUCAGGCUCAACAUUCCAGAUUGAGUUCAUCACAUCAACAAUCCUUGGAUGAAAUGCAGGAGGAAUUAAGAAGACAGAACUACCAGGGACAGUCGAGCAGUGGAGAAGGAUGUAUACUGUCCUAAAACCUGCUAUUAUGUCAUAACGUAUGCUUAUGUUUCCCUUAACACAGUCACAAGAAAGCAAUUCAGCCACCACUAAGGGGGAGCUCACUACAUAUAGCUCAUAUAGCCACCACUAGGGGGAGCUCACUAGAUACGAUUGUGUACAGUCACCAUUUAUCCAGCCACCACUAGUAGUAGUGUACUCAAUGCUAUAGAAAUCUGUAUACAGUGAACUCCUCCUUGUAGUGGGUACAGAAUCAUGGGCUCCAUAGCAAUUAUGUGAUUUAUAGAAAGUACAUUAGAGUUUAGGGACAUUACUUUAAACCAGUCACCUCUCAUACAGCUCACAGAAUAUAGGAAUAAACUCCCAGUAGGGGACAUAAACAACAAAUCACUGAAAAGAAACCCUUAAAAUUAAACUUUUACUGGAUACAAUUAAAAUGAAAAUAUAUAAAUCCCCCAAACUGACACAUAUAUGUGUACACAAUACAUCAACAUAAAAAAUAUAUAUCCUGAGCCCACACAAUGGAUUGAUGGGCAGGCACAAUUAACAAGCACGAGCAAUGGGAUAAUAAUCAACUGCAUAUGGUAUAUAGCAUUCUAUUGCAGAAGACCACGGUUUUAACCAAGACUCACGGUUAGUUGAUAUCAGUCACUGGGUGCCAGGCAGUCCUCAGGGGUAGCAGCCAAUAAAUGGGGUGGGAAAGAUAAAUUCCCUAGGGUGACCCUAAAGGUAUCCCUGCCUAAAAGCAGAGCACCUGUCCCAAUAGGGGCGACCCCACUUAUUGGUUGCUAAACUCUGACAAGCCCUGAAUGUCCCUGGUAAUAUCUUGUCUUCCCGACACGUUUCCCCAGGUGGUGAUAUACACGUGGUUCAUCAGGGGAAAGAAAACCUGCAGCAAGUAUGAGAUGAACAGAUGCCGCAAGUCUCUAAAUCAUAAGGUCUGUUGGUAGAUACAUAAUCUAUGUAGGCACCAGGAUAAAAAGUAGGGAAGUGUGCUAGUCCUAUUUCCUGCAGGAAGGGUGGGGACAAGUUAGAGUCAGUCUAGCUUACCCUCUGCUAGGGGACAGGUGUGUAGGGGCACAUCUCUGCUGGACGUGCCCACGCCAGCCAGAGCACCCUAAGCUCUGCU
This is a messenger RNA of Bufo gargarizans (Asiatic toad), 2858 nucleotides long. Its product is annotated as guanylate-binding protein 1-like. Lineage: Eukaryota; Metazoa; Chordata; Amphibia; Anura; Bufonidae. The record is from RefSeq and is a predicted model, not a curated record. Bases 19 to 1746 code for a protein of 575 amino acids. The transcript is spliced from 10 exons. Gene Ontology annotation, molecular function: GTPase activity; GTP binding.